Cuscuta epithymum is the source of this 1846-nucleotide messenger RNA. NCBI's taxonomy places the organism in Eukaryota, Viridiplantae, Streptophyta, Magnoliopsida, Solanales, Convolvulaceae. The record is from the annotation of a GenBank genome assembly.
UAUAAUUUCAAAAAUACCCGGCUGUACGGUGAGCACAGUACAGCCGGUUGUAUGGUAUAAUUUACCUUCCCACAGCCCUCAACCACUCCCAUCCUUUCUCCGUUCUUCACUCUCCACGCCGGCAGAAAUUAGUUCUUGGAUCCCCGCAUUUCUCACUGUAGCUUGAUUUUAAAUCACUGAUCAAACGGGAAUGGCUUUCCAAAAGAUCAAGGUUGCCAACCCCAUCGUCGAGAUGGACGGGGAUGAAAUGACCAGGGUUAUUUGGCAAUCAAUCAAGGACAAGCUCAUUUUGCCAUUUCUGGAGUUGGAUAUAAAGUACUUCGACCUUGGUCUUCCUCAUCGUGAUACCACAGAUGAUAAGGUUACAGUUGAAAGUGCAGAAGCUACCCUGAAGUAUAAUGUAGCUAUCAAGUGUGCAACCAUUACUCCAGAUGAAGACCGUGUAAAGGAAUUUAACCUGAAACAGAUGUGGAAGAGUCCAAAUGGAACAAUUAGGAACAUCUUGAAUGGUACUGUGUUCAGGGAGCCAAUUCUUUGCAAGAACAUUCCCCGCCUUGUCCCAAGUUGGAAUAAAGCAAUUUGCAUUGGUAGACAUGCAUUUGGUGAUCAGUACAGAGCAACUGAUACAGUUAUUAAAGGAGCUGGAAAACUCAAACUGGUGUUCGUACCGGAAGGAAAGCAGGAUGAAAAGACAGAGUUUGAGGUUUUCAACUUCACUGGAGCUGGUGGAGUUGCCCUUUCCAUGUACAACACUGAUGAGUCUAUUCAUGCUUUUGCUGAAGCUUCGAUGAACAUGGCAUAUGAAAAGAAGUGGCCCCUAUAUCUCAGUACAAAGAAUACUAUUCUUAAGAAAUAUGAUGGAAGGUUCAAGGAUAUAUUUCAAGAAGUCUACGAAGCUCAAUGGAAAUCAAAGUUUGUAGAGGCUGGAAUUUGGUAUGAACACCGUCUUAUAGAUGAUAUGGUUGCUUACGCAUUGAAGAGUGACGGUGGGUAUGUCUGGGCAUGCAAGAACUAUGAUGGGGAUGUUCAGAGUGAUUUCCUAGCUCAAGGCUUUGGAUCUCUUGGUCUGAUGACAUCUGUCCUGCUCUGCCCGGAUGGAAAAACCAUAGAGGCCGAAGCAGCACAUGGAACUGUUACACGCCACUAUAGAGUUCACCAGAAGGGUGGUGAAACCAGCACAAACAGCAUUGCCUCCAUAUUUGCUUGGACCCGUGGUCUGGCUCACAGGGCAAAGUUGGACAACAAUGUUAGACUAUUGGAUUUUACGGAGAAGCUUGAAGCAGCUUGCAUUGGUGCUGUGGAGUCUGGGAAGAUGACCAAAGAUCUUGCACUUAUCAUCCAUGGCUCCAAGCUUUCAAGGGAAACAUAUCUGAACACCGAACAAUUCAUUGAUGCUGUGGCAGAUGAACUGAAAGCUAGGCUCUUGAAGGCAAAGGCAUAAAUGUCUGGAGAUGUAGCAGUGAAAGUUGUACUUUUAUAGCAGUAAAGGGGCUUUAAAGUGAGUGGCGUUUUCUCUGAUGUGAACUUCAAUCUAUGCAUCAUUAAGGACCUGUGAUCUUACUUAAGCUGCAAUUACCACAUUGUCUUGAGUUUGGGUAUAUUUUUCGUAUGCAAUAUCAAAUGAGUGUCUGAUGCAGACCUUUUUUUUUAUUACGUAUCAUAAAUGAGCAAAAUCACUUGUGUUAUGUGAAGAUGCAAUUGUUGGCAGUGUGCCAAAAUUGAUUUGCCAGUAUGGGAAUUUUGUUUUUUUUGUCAAAACUCUGAGCUUAUGGCGGAACUUCUUUACACUUGCUAGUAUUUAUUAUGGGCUCAGUAAAAUUUGGUUUGAAUGUCUACUCUUUGUCCG